UUGUAUUCUUAUCGCCAUUUUUGUGUAUAUCGAACAACGGAAUAAAAAAAAGACAUACCAAGAAAAAAUCCAAUUCGAAUAUAAUAAAUUCUAUAAAAUUAUAAAAUUUUUUAAUAACGGGCAAUUUAGCUAGUUGCCGUUUAAAUUUAAAUUAAAUAAUACAUAUAUUUUCUAUUAAAUAGCAAAAAUUAAUUAAAGUAAAAAGCAAAAAAUAAACCAAAGAAGUAAAAGAAAAAAGUGUUCUCUUUCAGUGGUGUUGCUCCGUUUCUGCUGCUGCUACUGCUAAAAAAAAAGUGACACACACCAAAGUGAAAUUUAGCGCAGAUUUUUGCGUAUAUUUUGUGAAAUUAUAUUAAAAAAAGAGAAAAAAAAGCCAAAAAAUAUAUCUGGUUAAUUUUUAUCAACUACAAAUUUAUUUUUCAACGGAACAGUACUUAAAAACAAAACAAAAUGGGAAAUGAAACUUCUCUGCCAAUGGAGAUGUGCUCCAACUUCGAUGCCGAUGAAAUACGUCGUUUGGGUAAACGUUUUCGUAAACUAGAUUUAGAUAAUUCUGGUGCCUUGAGUGUUGAUGAGUUUAUGUCUUUGCCAGAAUUACAACAGAAUCCCUUAGUACAGCGUGUCAUUGAUAUUUUCGAUGCCGAUGGUAAUGGUGAGGUAGAUUUUAAGGAAUUCAUACAAGGUGUAUCACAGUUUAGCGUUAAAGGUGAUAAACUAUCAAAACUACGUUUUGCAUUUCGUAUUUAUGAUAUGGAUAAUGAUGGUUACAUAUCAAAUGGUGAACUAUUCCAAGUGUUAAAAAUGAUGGUAGGCAAUAAUCUUAAAGAUACACAAUUACAACAAAUCGUAGAUAAAACAAUUUGUUUUGCCGACAAAGAUGAAGAUGGUAAAAUUUCAUUCGAUGAAUUUUGUUCGGUAGUCGGUAAUACAGAUAUUCACAAAAAAAUGGUUGUUGACGUCUAAAAACGUACAUUUGUGUCUCCUCAACAUAUAAAAGCCACAAACACUUCCUACUCCCUCCUGAUACACUUUAAAAUAAAGUUACAUCCUUUAAACAACUCCAGCUGCUCUGCCUUUCAAUAACCCUUCCUCUCAUUCUCCUGCAGUCGCUAUCCUCCUCUCCUUCCCUUUAAUUAAUAUACUUAACUAAUUAAUAUUUAUAUAUUUUUAAUUGUAAAUUUUUUUUGCUAAGGGAAAAAACAAAGAAAAAAGAAAAUCUUAAAAAAAUUUAUAAUAAAAAAACAAAUAUUUAAAGUUAAAUACAAAACGAAACAAAUACAAGAAUUUUACAAAUCUCCAUCCUCGUUAAUUAAAGUAAAAAAACCAAAACAACAAGAAACUCGUUAAUUUAUUUACUAAUACUUGCAUAAUAAACUCGGUUUCUUUUAAUUAUGCAAAUGUUUUAAUUUUUAUUAUGUCUACAUACACACAUACAACUAUUUUUUAACUGGAAUUUACUUUUCUUAAAUUUAUUUGUUUAUGUUUUUAAAAAAACCUCUUUAUUUAUUUUGUUUAAAACCUUAUUUUUAAUGAUUUUUUUUCUCAAUUUUUAUAUAUUAUUAAGUUUGUUAAAGUCUUUAUUAUAAUUUCCUAAAAAAAAUAUACAAAACAAAUGUUUAUUUAAAAAAUUAAAAAAAAAUUACAAAAAUAAAAAAGCUUAAAACAAACAAAUAAAAACAUUGCAGUAAUUUACUUUAAUAAAACAAAAAACCCAACAAAUAUGAAAAAAAAAAUUAAAUUCUUAUACGUUAUAAAUGAAAACUAUCAGCAAUAAACGAACUAAUGAACAUUUUA
This is a messenger RNA of Lucilia sericata (common green bottle fly), 1794 nucleotides long. Its product is annotated as calcineurin subunit B type 1. The transcript has 4 exons. Bases 451 to 963 code for a protein of 170 amino acids. Gene Ontology annotation, molecular function: calcium ion binding; calcium-dependent protein serine/threonine phosphatase regulator activity. Lineage: Eukaryota; Metazoa; Arthropoda; Insecta; Diptera; Calliphoridae. The record is from RefSeq and is a predicted model, not a curated record.